Messenger RNA from Gryllus bimaculatus (two-spotted cricket), 1793 nucleotides. Lineage: Eukaryota; Metazoa; Arthropoda; Insecta; Orthoptera; Gryllidae. The record is from the annotation of a GenBank genome assembly.
GCUAGUAGACGCUCGUGAGCCAUGGUGAUACAAAGGGUGCUAUGGUUCAUAGGGCUGAGCAUAGCUCUGGUGGCAUGUUCAUGGCUCAUGUAUGACACGUACAGUCGAUGGGUGCAAUCGCCAGUCAUCAGUACCACAGACGAAACUCAGCGUGCAGAAGAUAAACGAGGAGCGGGGAGCUUCUCUGCUGCUUUUCACGCAUGCGUAAUCCAGAGAGUUUUCAAAGGUUGUGAUUUGAACUCUAUACCGAGUAAACUUCAAACUCUAUUUAUUUUUCUUUUCAGAAUGAAUAUCUUCCUUAAAUUGCAAAUGGUAUGCACGGUAUCAAUUGCGGAAGAAGACAUGGGAGAAAUAGUAGAUAAUGCAACUGCAAACAUAAUAGAAAAUCAUGCUCUUAACAAAGAAGACGUAAUCUGUGAUGCAGACACUCUUGGAACAAAGGCACAGUUUCAGAGCGUUUUAACCGAAGAAGGUGUAUGUUUUACCUACAACAUGAUUCCUGGCACUGAUCUAUUUCGAGAAGGAACGUUUCAAGCCAAUCGUAACAAGAAUAUCAGUUCACCAAAGACUAAUGUUACUUGGGAUCCUGUAAAUGGAUACCAAAAAAGCAGCGAUAACUGCUACCCACAUACCGCAUCAGGUUUAGGAAGAAACGCAGGACUCUGGCUGCUCCUUCACACGAAAACAAAAGAAUUACAUUCUCUCUGCAACCUCAUGGGUCAUGGAUUCAAGGUGAUUUUGCACAGUCCCAUCGACUUCCCUCAGUCGGAACACGAGAGCGUGCACGUCUCCCUGGAGAACGUGUUUCACCUGGCGCUCACUCCGCACGAGAUGAGAACAGCGCCCCGUCUCCGCCACUCGUACUCGCCCCAGCAGCGCCAGUGCUACUUCCCCGACGAGCGCUACCUCAAGUACUUCAAGUACUACUCGCAACGCAACUGCGAACUCGAGUGCCUCUCCAACCAGACCCUGGAGAAGUGCGGCUGUGUUGAGUUCUAUUUGCCACGGAUGCCAAACACACCAGUCUGCGGUUGGAAAAGCAAGGCCUGUAUAGAAAAAGCAAAAGUGGAUCUUUAUAAGACGGCAGCUUUUCCUUCUGGCUCCCAGGGAAAAAUAGAUAGUUCCCUGAAAUAUACACUUACGUGCAAAUGCUUUCCGAGUUGUACACAUAUUUGGUACAAAAGUACAUGGUCAACCUCGGAAAUGAGUCAGCAAAUAAAGAAGCACUUUUUUGGAAGAUGCAUGAAAAGGAAUGAAGAGGACAUCAGACGAUCCAUUCUUUUUGUCUAUUAUAAAGAUCCACUAUUCAUCCCAAUUCGACGAGUAGAAGUGUUCGGAACUACUGAUUUGUUAGCUAGCAUGGGAGGCCUGAUGGGUUUGUGCAUGGGCAUCAGUCUCCUCAGUGUGAUCGAGUUCUUCUAUUGGAUGUUGAUCCGACCGUUCUGCCAGCGCAUCAAACAGAGCAACCCUCAACUCCGAAGCAUUCGAAAAGCAUUCACGAAGGACAAUGUGGAAGCGUCGGUACAGUACUCGAAACAUCUGGACGAAAAAGCAGAAAACCAGCAAGGCCCUUGAAAACUUAGGAAUGCAUUAUAUGAGUACUCUACAUUGAUUUAUAUGUAUUCUUCCCUGUUUCUGUGGGGAGAGAAUUACAUUAAGCAAUUAAAAUGUAUUAAAAAGUAAAAAACUAUUAUGUAAUAUGACUUUUACUAAUUUUAAAGAGAGUUAGACGUCAAUACUAUAUUAAUUUAAACAUAAUAAUUUUUAAAAAUAAUAUCUGUACAUUAACAAAG